AUGAACGCACCAGACCGCUACGAGUCCUUUGUGCUCGCCAAUGGCGAAAGCAAAGUGGAGAUGGAAAUUGAUACCCGUAUUCCAUCCUCAGCCAUCUUCACCUUCAAUAAAGAAGACCACACCCUGGGUAAUCUGAUCCGCGCUCGUCUGUUGCAGAGCGCUCACGUUCUCUUUGCGGCCUACAAGGUUCCCCACCCUUUAGUUCCCAAAUUUGAACUGCGCGUCCAAACCGACGGUGAAAUCGCUCCCAAGGAGGCCGUAGUGGCCGCCUGUCACGAGCUGGUUCGGGACUUGGGGAUUCUUUCUCGCGAGUUUACCAAGGAGUACGAACUACGGAAGAUGGUGGGAGCAACUCAGCAGCAGCAGAACGGGGCUGCGGACGGAAUUUAG
This is a messenger RNA of Aspergillus melleus, 390 nucleotides long. RefSeq names its product DNA-directed RNA polymerase II core subunit RPB11 (gene RPB11). Gene Ontology annotation, biological process: transcription by RNA polymerase II. Gene Ontology annotation, molecular function: protein dimerization activity; DNA binding. The record is from RefSeq and is a predicted model, not a curated record. The coding region runs from base 1 to 390 and encodes 129 amino acids. The transcript is spliced from 4 exons. Gene Ontology annotation, cellular component: RNA polymerase II, core complex. NCBI's taxonomy places the organism in Eukaryota, Fungi, Ascomycota, Eurotiomycetes, Eurotiales, Aspergillaceae.